GGGCAGCUCUGCCGCGGAGCUCUGUGGAGAAGCGAAGCGUUUCGGGUCUUUGCGUUUCCUGGGCUCCGCGCUGAGUGACUCACAAGAACGCUCGAGGCCGAAAGUGAAUGUGAUUUUAUUGUAUAUCGGUUCUGGAUGUUCUGCGGACUGUUCCAGGAGGAUGACAGAGACAGGUUUUCUUCUUGCUCUUUGACGCUGUAAGGAGGAGUGGGGACUUCAAAUGUAGCAUGAAACUGAGAAUAAUCAACACGGAAAAAGCCAUCUUCCAGGGACAUCACUGGGAGGAAUCUGUGACCCCAAAGAACUUCAUCUUCUGUAUAUGAGGUCCUAGCUUGACACGUCAUUCCUGCGGAGAUAGAGAUGAGGAUGACAUCAUAACAUAAGCAAAUAGGCUAGUGGUGCUUCUUAAGACAGGAGUCACGUAAGAAUGCUGUACUCCUCUACAUGCGUGCAGAGGCUGGCUAGGAACUGGCAGAGAGUGUCUCUUCUUAAAUGUACUGCAUCAGUAGUGAAGAGCCCUAUGGCAAAGAGAGGUCUCCUUUAGCAUGAUGGAGGCCAACAAAGGUUGGUAGCUUAUGAUAAGAUGUUACAGAGCACGCAAGGAUCAACAACUGCCAAGACUGAAGAUUAACAAAUAGAGCACACAUGUUACCAUGUUACAGUGUCUUACCUGUAGUCUCAACAAUUCCUUCAAGGAUGACAACUAUUUCAAAUUGCUCGCUUCUUAGCGAUCUUUGUGAGAGACAGAAAAAGGGGCUCUUUGAGUUAAUUUCAUGACAGAUGGUUAAUGGAGAAACUAAGAACAGCUGGUCAGCUCCUGUUCCAAAUCCAACAUCCAGCUCACACUGGUCUAGAGGCAGAAAUUCUCCCUCUGGUGUCUGUCGGGACUAGAGAUAGAAAGACAGUUCAGUAAGCACUGUGUGAAGCAAGACACAAGGAGUAAUGCAAUUAAGUUUAAACCUGCCUCUCUGAUGACGUUAUUGACUCUGUAUUAGGUCAUCAUGUAAAGAUAUAAGUAGUGCUAUGCAUACGAAGUUGAUUUAUAUGAACAGUGUUGACAUUUAUCAUGCCACCAGAUCUCAUCAUCAUCUACAGACUUCAUUAUGACAUUAUACAUAUUUUACAAAUCACUGAGAAUAGUAUCAGGUACCACACUUUACUCCUUAUGACAGAUACUUGUUGUGGACAUCUUGCAGCAAAAAUUCCCAUUGGUGUGAACAGAAUCAACAAGCUUGGCAUGUUUUAAUGCACUGUUUGGAUUCAUGUUACAUUAUUUUUAUGUGUUACUAAAUUUUGUUUUGCAGAAACUGCGAUGUGCAUGCUCAAAGGACUUUAAGGACUGCCUCUGACUCGCAGUUCAGAAGGAAGAAACCAGUCGUGCUGAUUGAAGUUGAACAUUUGUGCCUGAGAUUACAAACAAAGCCAUGCCAGUGCUUUCAGAAGACUCAGGUUUACAUGAAACUUUAGCCCUUUUGACAUCUCAGCUACGACCUGAUUCAAAUCAUAAAGAGGAAAUGGGGUUCCUUAAGGAUGUCUUCAGUGAAAAGAGUCUCAGCUACCUGAUGAAGAUUCAUGAGAAGCUCCGUCAUUAUGAAAGGCAGAGUCCAACUCCUGUUCUGCAUAGCGCAGCAGGAUUAGUUGAAGAUGUAAUAGAAGAAUUGCAGACUGCACCAGUGAAUAAUGAAGAAAAAGAGCUGCUUCAGCUGCUGUCAACACCACAUCUCAGGGCAAUGCUUGUAGUACACGACACUGUAGCACAGAAGAACUUUGACCCAGUCCUUCCACCUCUGCCAGAUAACUUUGAUGAUGAUUUUGAUGAAGAAUCAGUGAAAAUUGUUCGGCUAGUGAAAAAUAAAGAGCCCUUGGGAGCUACCAUCAGAAGAGAUGAGCAUACAGGGGCUGUGAUUGUAGCAAGGAUCAUGAGAGGUGGUGCAGCUGAUCGCAGUGGUCUUGUCCACGUUGGAGAUGAACUGAGAGAAGUCAAUGGUAUCGCUGUGCUUCACAAACGACCCGAAGAAAUAAGUCAGAUUUUGGCACAGUCUCAGGGAUCGAUAACAUUAAAAAUAAUUCCAGCCAUCAAAGAAGAAGAUCGUCUAAAAGACAGCAAGGUGUUUAUGAGGGCCCUUUUCUGCUAUAAUCCCAAAGAAGACAGAGCCAUUCCCUGCCAGGAGGCUGGUCUGCCCUUCAAGAGACGACACAUCCUGGAAGUUGUAAGCCAAGAUGAUCCUACAUGGUGGCAAGCAAAGCGUGUUGGAGACACCAACCUCAGAGCAGGCUUGAUCCCCUCGAAGCAGUUCCAAGAGAGGCGAUUGACAUACAGAAGAAGUAUAGGCACCCAGCCGAAUCCCAGAACUGUGAAGAAGCCAUUAUAUGAUCAGACUUCUGAUAAAGAGGACUGUGACUGUGAGGGAUAUUUCAAUGGACAAUACAUAGCUGGCUUACGCAGGAGCUUUAGGUUAAGUCGUAAAGAGAAGGAGAACAAUCCUAACGAAGCAAAGCAGGCAGACCAGGCAGAUGCAGCAGAGCUCCUAACGUAUGAGGAGGUCACAAAAUACCAGCAGCAGCCUGGGGAGCAGAGGAGGCUGAUUGUUUUGAUUGGUUGUUUGGGAGCCAGAUUGAAUGAGCUCAAACAGAAGGUUGUGUCAGAGAACCCACAGGAGUACGGUGUUGCAGUUCCACAUACAACGAGGUCAAAGAAAAGUCAUGAGAAAGAGGGAGUAGAAUACAACUUUGUCUCUAAGCAAUCAUUUGAGACAGAUGUGCAGCAAAACAAAUUUGUGGAACAUGGAGAAUACAAAGAAAACCUGUAUGGCACAAGUCUUGAGGCAAUCCGGUCUGUGAUGGCCAAAAAGAAAGUUUGUUUGGUGGAUGUGGUUCCUGAAGCAGUGAAGCACUUGAGGACUCCUGAAUUUAAGCCUUAUGUUAUCUUUGUGAAGCCCCUCAUUCCAGAAAAGAAAAAAAAUGUCUUAAAAUCUCCUGUAUCAGAAGAAAUCUCAGCACCCCUUCAGGAUGAAGAACAGCAGGAAAUUAUUAAUUCAGCAGCAUUCAUCGAAGAGCACUAUGGCCAUUUAAUUGACACUACGCUGGUGAAAGAAGAUCUCCAGAGUGCAUGUAAUCAGCUUAAAACUGUGCUAGAUAAGCUAAACAAGGAUUCAUUUUGGGUGCCAGUCAGCUGGGUUAGGUCAUAGUUUGCUAUCAUCUGUUUAAAGGAAAGAAUUUAUUUAAAAAGCCUUGUAAAUAUAUGGAUUACAAAAGGGAAAUAUGUUGAUUUCACUUCAAAACUGCCAUUCUCUCUAGAAAGUAACAUGUAAAGACUACAGAGGGAAAAAAUAAAGUCAGAAGCUGAUACUGCCUUCUUGAAUUGGAAUCCUGAGUACCAGCUGUGCACUCUCAGCCUGAACAGGUUAGUAAAAGACUGGAGUGACUUUUUAGACUGCAAAUAGUGCGCUUUGUAAGGCAAAAAUGUGCAGAGGGUCCCAUAUUCCAAAAGCACUGAAGCAAUGCUAGGACAGCCAGAAGCUUCAGCAUUUGGCCAGACCUUGUGUGGCAUCUGACCAAGGUACUUUGUUCAGGAACAAGUCUGCUACUUGAGGGGUGAGGGAGAGUGCCCACACCCUGUCAGUUACUUAAAGGUUCAGCUGGCUUUCUUCCACUCAGGGUUACUGGUUGCAAACCCUUUCUAAUUAGGCACAAAAACUCAACUGGCUCUGUAAAUCGUCUGUGUUUUAGCAGCUGAGAGGUGGCGGUGGGAUUCUUGUUCAUAUUGUUGGUUUUGGUUUUCAAGCUCAGCCCUUUCCCAGUGCUUCUGGCUGUCUCGCAUAGGUAGUAAUUAGUCUGCUCAGCAAUGGCUUGUGCCCACUUUCCCACUCGCUCAGGAUAGAUGUUAAGCAACCUGUAAGCAUACCUGUGUGACUGAUCCAGCUCAUAACCCAGGGACAUUCUUUAGUCUACCUGAAAAGUGUGUAUGGUGUAAAACGUGACUUGAAGAAGCUUAUUUUCUGCAUCUUUGCAAAUGCCAACUGCUGGGGUGCCACGUGGACAGCAACAGAACAGCUCUGCAAAGGCUGCUGGGAGGAGGAGGCUGAAACACCAGGAAGCUGAGCUACAGCACCAACUCAUCUUUCUCCCAGCACUUAUGAAUGCCUUUGUUGCAAACCAAGUGAAGAGAGCCAGAGCGUGCACUUGGCUCCAUCAUGUCUUGAAGAGGAAAUCUUAUCUGUUGAAGGACUUGGCAGAUAAGAAUAUACAGCUUUUUAAGGUGGGCAAGACUAAGAAAAUGCAUUGAUAUUUGUGGAGUAUGGUGCAGGUGUGUAUUACCUGAAACUUGUUCCGGUUUUCCAUUGCCUGUUGAGUUCUGAUCUUUCCUCUGUACUGUGCCCUCUAACAACACCUUCUGGUACACUAGUCUCAUUCUUUUAACAGUGUGAUGUUAUUCUUGUUCCAGAGCAUUCAGAAAAACUAACACCAUUGCUUAUUAAAAGCGUUUUUCUUA
Molecule: messenger RNA, 4492 nt
Organism: Gallus gallus (chicken)
Lineage: Eukaryota; Metazoa; Chordata; Aves; Galliformes; Phasianidae
Gene: MPP3
Product: membrane palmitoylated protein 3
Exons: 20
Coding region: 1425-3188 (587 amino acids)
Cellular component (GO): cell-cell junction; plasma membrane
Molecular function (GO): protein binding
Source: RefSeq, a predicted model, not a curated record